Ailuropoda melanoleuca (giant panda) is the source of this 3929-nucleotide messenger RNA. RefSeq lists its product as uncharacterized. The record is from RefSeq and is a predicted model, not a curated record. The coding region runs from base 1213 to 2172 and encodes 319 amino acids. NCBI's taxonomy places the organism in Eukaryota, Metazoa, Chordata, Mammalia, Carnivora, Ursidae. The transcript is spliced from 2 exons.
UGUGUGACUUUGAGCAAGUUAAUGGGCCUCUCUGUGCCUCAUCCAUCUCAGGUGUAGAAUGUGGAUGACGAGUGUACCCACGUUGUGGGGCUGUCCCGCAGAUGAAAUAAGCCAGUGCGGGGGAAGGACUUCAGUGCGUAUAACGCACCGCUGGGACACGAGACGGCCCUUCGGGAGCUUUAAACUGUACACUUACCAGGUGCCCGUCCCCCAAAGUGCUGAUUUGAUAGGUUCAGCGUGCAGACUGGGAAGUGUUUUUUCGGUUUUUGUUCAACUCCCAGGUGAUUUCACAGGAAAGCGCACUCAGGAUGACACAGUCUUCUCCACAUGGUGAAGCACCUGGGUGCCAUACACGGCCAUGCCCAUGGAUCUGGAGGGGACACAUCGCCUGACCUCAAGGAGUUGACAACUUAGCUGGCGGGCAAAGAGACGGCCGGCAGAGAAGUCAAGUGUGGUUAAACGGCUGUCCUACUUCCCUCUUCCAAGGACCCUUCAGAUGACUUCGCCCCCCACCCCCACCCAAGCCAGAACGACCUCUCCAUCUUGAGAUCCUGACCGGGAUCACGCCUGCAGAGUCCCCUUACCAGGUAAGGUCCCAUAUUCAUAGGUUUCAGGGAUGAGGGUGUGGAUAUCUUUGGAGUCAUUAUCCUGCCGACCACAGCGAUGAUGGUGAACCGUCACUGAUCCCUUCUGACCUGCCAGGUGCUGUGCUCUCUGUACCAACCCACAAGGCCCCUCUCGUGGAGGUAGAGUUCCCAUUACAUCAGUGGGGCCCCAGAGUUCCCAGGUCAUAACAGCAGAGGCAGGACCAGGACCAAGGCAGGCCUGGCUGUCUUGACCGCACUGUGCACGUCGUCUCUGUGGGAAUAGCUGGGGCAGCAACUUAACAUUUGAGUUGGAGGAGCUGUCAGAAUUGGUCAUGAUUAGCAUGAAAUGAGUUGGACCAACAGUCAGAGCUGAGAUAGCAAGAGAGAUCAUGGUCUUCCAGAUAGGCGGGACGGUGGGGACCAAGGCCUCAGUCAGGACUGGGACAUUUCAAGUCAGAAAGGGGUCUGGCUGGAAAGAAGGCUCACAUUGGUGGGGAGGCAGGAGAAAGCCUUGAAUGACGAGCCUCAGUGUCUAGACUUCAUCCCUUAGGCAAUGGGGAGCCACGGAAAGUGUGUGAACAGAGGAGUGGCAUGAGAAAGGGGGAUAUUAGGAAGGCUGCCCCUCAUGGGCUUACAUGUCCAUCCCCUCCCCCAGAGCAGCCUUUCUAUCCCUGUGUUUAGGACCCGUGGCAUUCCUGGGGGCCACCUGGCCCAGUCCCUUUGGAAAGCACCAGGGCCACUGGCACCUCUUUCCUGUGCCUGGGGACCACUCGGUCGCCGGAAGCAAUGCAUUGUAGUGCUGGCCUCCAGGAUUUCCUGCAGCAGCCCAGGGCCGGACGGGUCUUUGUGGAAACUGUCCCCGGAGAGCCCCAUGCUGCCUGGCCAGGGUCAGGCCCAGGAGGUGGCAGGAGGGGGGUUUGCUCAAAGCCAAGGGGACCUUGAGGAGAGGGGCCUUGGAGGAAGUGGAUGCUCUCUGCUAUUGGACCGCAGGACCUCCCGCCUCCAGGCUGUGGGUGUGGGUCACCUCCCAGAAUCCUUUGCAGUGGGUGCUGUUGGCUCCGACCCUGUGGCAGGCCACUGUCUCCUGAUCCCAGCCGGCUGUUGGCUCCUCUGCGCUUCGCAUCCAGCAGAAAUGACAUCUGGGACAUCAGGGACCUUGGGACGUGUCCCCCUCCUCAUCAGGGCCCUUUUGACCUCCGCCCCCGCCCACCUUGCACAGGCCGGGGGAAUAACCCCCUGCACAGAGAAUGUGGGACGCUUGUCACUCCUGGCCUCCAACCGGUUUUGGCUGCGGGCAGGAACACGCGCUCGCCAAAACGGAAUUGUAUUUAUACAAGUAGCAUCCACCCAGCGCCUGGCAGCCAGAAGGGGCUCAAUAAAUGGGUGUCGAAGGACCAGGGAGGACAUUGGGGGAGGGAAGACCUCCUGCUGCUCUCCCACACCAGGGAUGAGGGCACCUCCACACACCCCAACCAUGGCCUGCCGCCUCCCCAACAGGCUCUGGGGCUCGAGGGUGCCUCGCUGCAGCCUCCAAAAUAGAGCCAAGGCCGCAGAACAUUUCCUGUCACCAAACUUCCGAGGCUAAUAUGUGUUCCCUGUGGCCCGGGUCCAGACGGGACCCGAAUUGUUCCAAUGAGAAGCUCACCAAGGACUUAGGGCAGGGUCAGGGCCUGAGGUGGGUGUCGGCAGCCUGACUUCUGCCCCAGGGUGACUGGAGGAAACACCUUCUCAGCCCCCAAGCCUCCCAGCACUCGGGACACCUCAUCCCCCAUCCUGCCCACACGCACCCCGGUAGCCUGGGGACCUUUGACACGAGCUGCUCACCCGAUUCCCAUCCUGCAGAGUGGAGGACAGAUGGGGCUGUUUUCAUCCACCUACAAAGUGCCUCUGAGCCCUGCUUGCCUCCCUGGGGCCCACAGUGAAACGCCCUAGGGGAAAUCAGAGCAGCUUGGAAAUCUGGCUGCGUGACGACCUUGAACAAGGCCCUUCCCUGCUCUGAGCUCCAUUGUCUCACCUGGAGAUUCCGCACCCCCCCACCCCCACCCAAGAGGUGGUGCCGGAUCGCUAUGGGUCUCCCUUCACCCUCGGCCCAGCUGGAGGGAGGAGAGGAUGCCCCGUGGGCUGUACUUUCCAUGGCCUGGGAAAGCAUCCACCUCCCGGCCCGUGGGUCAGGGGUCACCUUGGUGGAAGCGAGAGCUGCUGUUGACUGAGCACUUGUGUGGGACUGUGCCAGGCCACCAACCUGGGCGUCCUGUUUGGCCCUCACCAUCCUGGCGGGCAGGUGCUGUUACGGCCGUGUCACAGACGAAACACCUAGACUCAGGGAGGGAUCGCGGCUCACCCAACGUCCCCCACGGGUCAGCCCUGUGAGGGCUCUGUGGAUUCCCCUCCCCGGUGUAGGCACAAUGCUGCCCUCAAGAAGAUUCUAGAAAAUAAAGCUAAGCCAUAAAUGAAAUGAUUUCCAGUUGUGAGUAUGCCAUGUGGGGCAUCUCCAAUAGGCAAUCAGGGAGUCCGUCUCAGAAGAGGUGACAUUAUCAUGUAUGCUCUGCUGAGCUUUGAGAAUAAGAGCUUUGCAUCUCCAGGAGCUACUUGGGCAAAGGCUCUGCCAGGAGGCUGAACCUUCCUGCCCCCCAGAGCGCGGCGAGUGAGGCUGCGCCAACCCCGAGGGCCGGGGGGGGUGGAAGGCUGCCUAUGCUUGGGUAAACCCAUGCUAUGUUGGGUGCUGUGGGAGAGACAAAGAGCCCUAAAUCAGGUUUCCUGCCUUUGAGGAAAUUCCAAUUAAAUGUGAGAUGAGAUGCAGAGGCGUGAUAAGUGGCUAACAAUGGCAGGCAGGGGAAGAAGGUGAGCAGGACCAGCCGGUGAGGGCGCAGGAACCCAGAGGCGCCGAGACCUGCAGGGCCUGCGUCGGCCAGGACCUCCUCGGGCCUCAGGUCUGGGCAGGGUGGGGUGGGGAAGGAAGGGAAGGUGUGGCCAGGACCCCAACAAUAGGAGGGCACGUCCAGGGCUGUGUAUGAGUGUCCUGUGGCUGCUGUGACAAGUGACCACAACCAUGGUGGCUUAAAACAUCACUGAUUCAUUCUUACAGCGCUGCAGGUCAGACGGCUGACAUGGGUCUCACUGCCAGACCAUGCUGUCAGCAGAGCUGGCUCCUUCCAGGGGCUCCAGGGGAAAUCUGGUUCCCUACUUCCUCCAGCUUUUAGAGGCCGUGCAUUCCUUGGCUUGUGGCCCCUCCCUCCAUCUUUAAAGCCAGCAUCCCGGCAACCUCAUUUUCUCUCUGUCUGGGUCUGACCCUGCAACCUCCCUCUUCUAAGCACCUUGUGAAUACGUUGGGGCCACCCAGAG